CCAAAAACCGCAAACGAAACAGCGUCCUGUGCCUCCGCCGAGCUGCAGAGUCUCGCCUGCGGCCUCAGGCUUCUCAAAAGCCAGUGUUCUGGUUCAAUAAGCGUCAUUGAAGCUCGAUGGUAUGACUGCUACGAUCCAAAUGCAGCGAGCACGUGGGAAAGUUGUAAGAAAAAGAAGUAUUCACGAGAUUGAGAAUGUAGACUAAAGGCGGGGGGUAACUGUCUUGAUAUGCGGAUACUUCCCGCUGCUUCAGUCAACCAAACUGUCUCCUCAUUCCACCGGAGGAUUCUUACUCGAUGCCUCGCUGCCGAGGGCGAGCGCGUCCACAACAGGAAGAAAUUGGAUGAGUUGGGACUUCAAGUCUGCGGUGAAACUGCUGAAGGCCAGGAGGGCAACAUGGACUCGCACAACAACACGGCGAUCAGAGCUCUCUAAGAGGCCGGACGACGACCUCAGCUCCAUGAGCGGCUGGACACAGAGCAUGCCGACAGACGCGAUGCUCGAAGACCUCCAUGAGACACAUUUUGCCUGAUUUCGGUGGUUUAUCUGUUGCUUAUUUUUGGAUUAGUGAGUAGUCGUUUGAAUGGGCUUGUCUCAGCGGUCUGUCGGAUCACUGUUGACUAGGUAGGUAGUAACCUUGGAACCAACAGCGAAUGACUUGAAAGGAACAUGAAAGGUACUUCUGGCUAGAGGGUGAUUUGAACUGGGAGCCUCUAGACCGACCGUCUCGGACCUUUGCCAUUCUACUACACUACCCAGGGGGGUGAAAGUAGGAAGGUUGACUUCCCUUAUCAACCCAUUCAGCCAUGCGGAGGGAAUGAAGGAUGUGUAGUUACUAAUCUUGAUGCUGCUCGGACCUUUAGGUCGUUGGAAUUCCAUAUCUCUAGCAUGGGAGUCAGAAAUCCAUUUCAGGUCAUCAAUUGGCUGGCU
This is a messenger RNA of Canariomyces notabilis, 930 nucleotides long. RefSeq lists its product as uncharacterized. NCBI's taxonomy places the organism in Eukaryota, Fungi, Ascomycota, Sordariomycetes, Sordariales, Chaetomiaceae. The record is from RefSeq and is a predicted model, not a curated record. The transcript has 2 exons. The coding region runs from base 229 to 435 and encodes 68 amino acids.